CACUCCGUAACGUGAACGGAACGCGGUUAGUGGAAACAUGUCUGCCGUUUGUGUUAUUUGACGUAAAUAUUGACGAAAAUCAAGUUUCUGUUUUCAUUUUUAUAGUGAUUAUCGGUGCUAUUUCAUUUUUAUAAUGUGUGUGGAUGUGCAGUGAUCCGUUCAUAUGAGGCUGCUAUAUAAAACAGGUCCAAUGGAGUCACUAAGAAAGUGGUUCUAUAAACCGAAGAGGGACGACCGGUCGCUUUUAGCGCAGUUCUUCUUCGCCGAUGACGCACUCAACAUGGUCGCGGCUGAAUUGGACUCGUUUGACGGCCGGAAGGACCCGGAGAGGUGCUCUACACUCGUCAAUCAGCUGAGACAUGCACAGGACCGCGUGCUGAAUAUCACAAGUCAGAUAAUGGACCAGCUGCUAGGUGACGAGCGAGUGGCGCGCGGCUUCAGGGUCAAGUUUCCCGAAGAUGUGCUGCAAGACAACUUGGCUGGACAGCUCUGGUUUGGAGCUGAGUGCCUAGCCGCCGGCUCCUCGAUAAUGAAUCGCGAGGAAGAAUCAGCGGCGAUGAGGCCGCUGGCCAAGGCCCUCACUCGAAGUCUGGAGACUGUUCGGUCAUUGCUCCGGGAACAGUGUCUCAGACCGAGAGGUAUGGCCCUGUCGCAACACGAUGAUAUGCUGCACGAGAGCUUGAAGAUAUUUGACAGAUUGUUCGCGGAGUUUGAGCUGUGCUAUGUUAGCGCCAUGGUGAACGUCAAGACGCCUCAUGAGUUCGAAGCACAGCAGUUGAUCUGCGUUCUAUUCUCCGAGAGCUUACGGCGAGCGCUCAAACAGAAUUUGCUCACUCAAGAACAGGUGGACUCUUAUGAUCCUGCGCUGAUGUUUGCAGUGCCACGACUGGCCAUAGUUAGCGGACUGCUCAUUUAUUCCAGUGGACCCCUCAGUAUAGAUAAACCACCAGAGGAGAUGUCGGACAUGUUCCGUCCGUUUCGUACCCUCCUCCACAAGAUCCGUUCCCUCCUGUGGACGUUAGACCGCCGGGAGUUGUUGGCACUCGAGCGACUGCUCUGCACCAAUGAGGAUAUCUCUAACUUGGCUGCUUUGGACCUGCCUGCCGAUCCAGAAACAUCAAGCGACUGGUCGUGUCCAUACCCCGACCUCGGAGAGUUUGUAUCGAGGUUCUACGCAGACCACGCCAAUUGCCGAGACCUGUACUCGCAGCCAAGCUCAAGCGAACCGAUAGCGGACGGUGAUUACCUCCCCGACAACAUAGAAGUGAUGACUCCCAUCAUAGACGGGCUGCGGCGACUCAGCGAGGGCACGGCCGACACCGCGGACUCCGCCGGCCCCGACGCCCUGCGGGGGGGACACGCGCGGGGAUACUCCGAUACCACCAGUACCGACACAUUCCACACCAACGACAGCAAGGACUACAUCGACAGGACAAGGAAAACCAGCAAAACAGAGCCCAGUGAGCUCUCUUCACUAAGAAACCUCUCCACCAGCGGACUCAUGAUGUUCGACCCCCUCGUCAUCCACGCCGCCCCCGAAACCCGCCCCGUCCCAGACCAUGAUCUCGUCACCUCCCUCAAUGACCAGGUUACUGAAAUCGCUGACAGACUCUCUUCUAUAGCCGCCAGCGACGUCGACAUACUCGACCACAAUCAAAUGCACUCAUUCUCCACAAACGAUGUUCCCACACUAAUUUCGACUGACGAUUCCGAAGCUUACGGCUUCUCUGGACCUAGAAACGAACAAUUAAGCUGUUUGCCUUCAACGAGUCACGGGUAUCUCAUACCCAACGCUAUCAGUCACGAGCCCGCCGUGCUAUCUUCCCUCUCUCACAAUAACUCAGCCGUCUUCAACCAGGAAGACGAAUCCGGCAACGAUAUCAACGGAGCCAUGCUGAACUCUGAUCUCCCGCUCAUUAUACCUGACAAUAUUGACGCGGACAUUGUAAAUACUAAUAUAUCGAUAGCUAACGCUAAUUUAAGUUCGCUACUACUAACAAAUGAAGAGUAUAAUAAUUUAGUUGAUAAAGACGCUGCGGACGGUGAUAACACGAGUUUCCAUUCGGCUAAGAUGACGUUAGACAGAGAGGACGAGAGAGUUAAGUUUAUGCUAGGAUACGAGAGCGAACACGAGUCGCCGGUGGACUCGGGCGUCAGUACUGAGAACACUAGUUUAGAUAGGUCGCCCGACUCCGACCAGAAUAAGGAAAUUAAAGACAAUCACUUCAUGCAACAAAACAGGGUACUAAAGAGUCCGGACGCGGAGACAGACGACGACAAACACACCAAAAACACGUUAGAAAGUUCCUUUUCCGAUGUAAAUAAUGAUGUUACUGUAAAUAUUAAUUACGUUGAAGACGACAGCAGUAAGAACGAGGCGGGCUCGUCGUCCUCUAUAAUGGAUAAGGUUAUAAAUAGGUUAAGCUCGGAUGAGGAAGGGUUGAAUGAGGCGUCUAAUGUGAAUAGCGAGGCGAGGCGAGUACUGCAAGACUGGGGGGCGAACGCUACAGAGGAGGAAUACAGGACUAUUGACGAAGUUAUCACUGAACUGAGAAGGCACAGAGAGGCCGAUAAGAAGAUUAGUUCGUUAGUUGACGAAGACAAUAAUGUUAGUUCUAACCCGGACGUGGGCCCGUCCCAGUCUCGACCGAAGAAAAGUAGGAAGUCCAGUAGUAAAAGUAAAAAGAAAAAGAGUAAAAUAUGGUCGCCCGGUAUGGUAAUAUUAGAUAACCGGUCGACCCAGAACCAGAAUAGUCCUUUAAGAUUGAAUUUGGAUCAUUUUGUUGAUGAAAGUGGGACAUCAUGUGGCGCGUCAGAAUGUGCAGAUGACGAACAAAUAGCGCUCGCAUUACAAGCGCAGGAACUCGCGGCCAGACAACAUGCACGGGGGAAGUUCAAAUCAAGCGAAGACCUAAUCCACCGUCUGUUCGUAUGCAUCGCCGGUGUAGCGGACCAAUUACAAACAAACUUUGCGGCGGAUUUGCGCAAUAUAUUGAAAUCUGUGUUCUUGAUGAACCAGUCGCCUGAUCCCCCCGAACCGGUCGAGGAGAAGACUCCAGCUAUUGAGUACGAGGCGAUGGAAGAUCAGGUUAUACAGAAUGGCAGCUCAUUCGACAGCGUGUACUCUGCAGAGGAAGUGUACGCGGACAGUACGUCGGACUCUACGUCCGAGGGAGGGGCGCGACCCUCCGCCCCCGCGCCGCCGGCCCCUCCUCCGCGCCGCAAGUCUCUAGAUACUACUGGGAAUCUACAGGCUUCUGUGUCUACUGGAGAUCUCACGUACAGAGAGAGCGGUCCGCCGGAGCGUCUCCCGGAGUGGGUGCCGGACAUCGCGGCGCCGGCCUGCAUGCGCUGCGCCGCGCAUUUCACCGCCUUCCGUCGCCGCCACCACUGCAGGAACUGCGGAAAAGUAUUCUGCGCAUCGUGCAGUUCAAAUUCAAUACCACUACCGCGCUACGGCCAGUUGAAGCCGGUUCGAGUUUGUGACGAGUGCUUCCGAACUAUCGCCAGCCAUUGUCGUCGGCCGCAGACAUCUCAGUACCGGUGAAACUUCACUAUACAACUUACCCUAUACGAUAUUACUUAUUCACAUGUAUAAAGUUGACUUGACAAACAAAUAUCAACUUUAUUUUGUUAUAAAUAACUGUUCAAAAUUGUAUAUUGACUUAUAUGGCCAAGCGAUAAUACACCUUAAUUGCGAUAUUGUUCAAGUUGUAUUUGCGUUACUCGGUCGUUAGCCCGCUUUCGGAUACUUGAAUAUUCUGGUUAAGGUACUUAAAAGAUUUUUCGUUCGUUUUGUUUCUUAGUCCUUAUGCUUAAUGUACAUUUUGAAGAACCAAUAAAGCAAGCAAAUAUUAUAUUACUGCAGUAGUAGUAAGCAGUAGUAAACUAUGCUCAAAAAUCUUUCUUUUCCCUUAUGACAAAACAAGAUUUAUCUUCAGUCUAGGUUUUGUCCGUAUUUUGAAUCUUAUUCUCACCUAAUGUGGUAGGUGUAGGUCCCACAUUUAAGUUUGGGAGAGCCAUGGUUCGGCACGAAUGAGUCAGCUCCACUGGAGUGAUACCAUGGCCUCACAGAAAACCGGCGUGAAACAACCACAGCGUUGUGUUUCGCUGUGUGAGUGAGGUUACUGGAGGCCACAAUCCUUCCCCUCCCCCAAUCCCUCCUCAAUCCCUAAACCUCCAAAUCCCUAAUCCCUAAAAGGUCAGCAACGCACUCGUAACUCCUCCAUUGCGGGUGUCCAUGGGCGGCGCUGAUUGCUUACCAUCAGGUAAUCCGGCUGCUCGUUUGCCGAUCUUUUACAUAAAAAACCUACCUUCAAUUUGAAAUACAAAAACUGACUCAAUGGUUUAGACCUAGACUAAAGAAAAACCUUGUUUUGAAAUAAUAAAUAAUAACUAGUUCUUC
Spodoptera exigua (beet armyworm) is the source of this 4405-nucleotide messenger RNA. NCBI's taxonomy places the organism in Eukaryota, Metazoa, Arthropoda, Insecta, Lepidoptera, Noctuidae. The record is from the annotation of a GenBank genome assembly.